This is a messenger RNA of Symphalangus syndactylus (siamang), 2436 nucleotides long. It is a transcript of the gene SUMF2, whose product is annotated as sulfatase modifying factor 2. Gene Ontology annotation, cellular component: endoplasmic reticulum. The record is from RefSeq and is a predicted model, not a curated record. NCBI's taxonomy places the organism in Eukaryota, Metazoa, Chordata, Mammalia, Primates, Hylobatidae.
GGUGCAUGAGGGCGCAUGCGCAGCGGAGCCGUGGGUGUGCGCGGCGCGGCGCGCCAGUCUUGAUGCCCCGGCAUGGGUUACCGCUGCUGUCCCUGCUGUCGCUCUUGGUCGGCGCGUGGCUCAAGCUAGGAAGUGGACAGGCUACUAGCAUGGUCCAACUGCAGGGUGGGAGAUUCCUGAUGGGAACAAAUUCUCCAGACAGCAGAGAUGGUGAAGGCCCUGUGCGGGAGGUGACAGUGAAACCCUUUGCCAUCGACAUAUUUCCUGUCACCAACAAAGAUUUCAGGGAUUUUGUCAGGGAGAAAAAGUAUCGGACAGAGGCUGAGAUGUUUGGAUGGAGCUUUGUCUUUGAGGACUUUGUCUCCGAUGAGCUGAGAAACAAAGCCACCCAGCCAAUGAAGCCUGUACUCUGGUGGCUUCCAGUGGAAAAGGCAUUUUGGAGGCAGCCUGCAGGUCCUGGCUCUGGCAUCCGAGAGAGACUGGAGCACCCAGUGUUACACGUGAGCUGGAAUGACGCCCGUGCCUACUGUGCUUGGCGGGGAAAACGGCUGCCCAUGGAGGAAGAGUGGGAGUUUGCCGCCCGAGGGGGCUUGAAGGGUCAAGUUUACCCAUGGGGGAACCGGUUCCAGCCAAACCGCACCAACCUGUGGCAGGGAAAGUUCCCCAAGGGAGACAAAGCUGAGGAUGGCUUCCAUGGAGUCUCCCCAGUGAAUGCUUUCCCCGCCCAGAACAACUACGGGCUCUAUGACCUCCUGGGCAACGUGUGGGAGUGGACAGCAUCACCGUACCAGGCCGCUGAGCAGGACAUGCGCGUCCUCCGGGGGGCAUCCUGGAUCGACACAGCUGAUGGCUCUGCCAAUCACCGGGCCCGGGUCACCACCAGAAUCUUGCUCUGUUGUCCAGGCUGGAGUGCAGUGGUGCAGUCUCAGCUCACUGCAGCCUCAAAGUGCCAGGCUCUAGCGAUUCUCCCACCUCAGCUCCUCAAGUAUCUGGGACUACAGGAUGGGCAACACUCCAGAUUCAGCCUCAGACAACCUCGGUUUCCGCUGUGCUGCAGAUGCAGGCCGGCCGCCAGGGGAGCUGUGAGCAGCCAGGUGGUGACAAGGAGAAAAGCCCUCCAGGGUCACUGUCAUUCCCUGGCCACGUUGCAAACAGCACAAUUCCAAGCUAGGGAGCUUCAGCCUCAGGAAAGAACUUCCCCUUCCCUGUCUCCCAUCCCUCUGUGGCAGGCACCUCUCACCAGGGCAGGAGAAGACUCAGCCUUCUGUGUUUUGGAGAAGGGGCCCAACAUGUGUUGACGGUGGCUGGGAGCCAGGUGUUUCUCUUAGAGGCCAAGUAUUAUUGACACAGGAUUGCAAACACGCAAACAAUUGGAACAGAGCGCUCUGAAAGGCCAUUUGUUAAGCAUUUUUUUUUUUUUUUUGAGACGGAGUCUCGCUCUGUCGCCCAGGCUGGAGUACAGUGGCGCAAUCUUGGCUCACUGCAAGCUCCGCCUCCCGGGUUCACGCCAUUCUCCUGCCUCAGCCUCCCGAGUAGCUGGGACUACAGGCGCCCACCACCACGCCCGGCUAAUUUUUUUUUUACAUUUUUAGUAGAGACGGGGUUUCACCGUGGUCUCGAUCUCCUGACCUCGUGAUCCACCCGCCUCAGCCUCCCAAAGUGCUGGGAUUACAAGCGUGAGCCACCGCGCCCGGCCUUGUUAAGCAUUUUAAAAUCUAUUCUCUCCCCCUUUCUCCCUGGAUGAUUCAGGAAGCUGACAUUGUUUCCUCAAGGCAGAAUUUUCCUGGUUCUGUUUUCUCAGCCAGUUGCUAUGGAAGAAUGUUUUCUUCGUGGCCUCAUCUGCGGUUUCAUGUCCCUCUGAAGGAAACUAGUUUCCACUGUGUUAACAGGCAGACAUGUAACUAUUUAAAGCACAGUUCAGUCCUAAAAGGGUCUGGGAGAAUGAAAUGAUGUACUAGGUGAAGCAGUGCAUUGUGGGAAUCACAAAGCAAAUAGUACUCCAGAAAGACAAAUACCAGAAGCUUCCUAUUCUUUCUUUUUUUUUUUUUUUUUGAGACAGGAUCUUGCUCUAUUGCCCAGGCUAGAGUGCAGUGGUGAUCACAGCUCACUGCAGCCUUGAACUCCUGGGCCCAAGCAAUUCUCCCACCUCAGCCUCCUGAGUAGCUGGGACUACAAGUGUGCACCACCAUGCCUGGCUAAUUUUUUGAAUUUUUGUAGUGAUGGGCUCUCACUCUGUUGCCCAGGGUGGUCUCGAACUCCUGGCCUCAAGCGAUCCUCCCACCUCGACCUCCCAAAGGGCUGGGAUUACAGGUGUGAGUCACCUCGCCUGGGCCCACUUCUCCAUAUGCCUCCAAAAACAUGUCCCUGGAGAGUAGCCUGCUCCCACACUGUCACUGGAUGUCAUGGGGCCAAUAAAAUCUGCGAUUGUGUAUCUCA